Oenanthe melanoleuca is the source of this 2951-nucleotide messenger RNA. It is a transcript of the gene DNASE2B, whose product is annotated as deoxyribonuclease 2 beta. The coding region runs from base 547 to 1476 and encodes 309 amino acids. The transcript is spliced from 6 exons. Gene Ontology annotation, molecular function: deoxyribonuclease II activity. Gene Ontology annotation, biological process: apoptotic DNA fragmentation. Lineage: Eukaryota; Metazoa; Chordata; Aves; Passeriformes; Muscicapidae. The record is from RefSeq and is a predicted model, not a curated record.
CUGAGCCCCGGGCUGGCGGCAGCAGCGUGGCCAAGCCUGUGCCCGUGGCUGCGGCUGAAGUCGCUCCCGGCCGCCGCGGGACCGCCCGUGCCAUCCCAGCGCCGGGGAUUACACCAUUCAUUGCGUUCCUGCGCUUUCAGCAUGGAAAGACGCGAAGUACAACUGCGUAAUAUCCAGCCCAGAUGUAAAACGUGAAAUGAGGGCUCUUUAAAAAGAGUACGUAAGAUUCCUGAAGAUAAGUAUCGACCAAUUUCAAAAGAAAACAACGAUUAGUUUGGAUACAAGUGCUAAAAGUAGGCCCAUCCCUUUCCUUGUUCACAGAGCUGACUGCAGGGAAGGCAGGAGCACAAAGCUGGCUUUACUCUCUGUAGGCUUAGCAUCAAAUAUACGAGGGUCUGAUCCAUCCCUAUGACUUGUCACCUUUGCCAAGGCCCUUCUGGAUAAUGUAAAUUUUUCAGGAAUCAGACUCUUAGUUGGUGCAGCUACCCAGGAACUUAAAGGUUCGCUCUUUACAAGCUGCCCAAACAUGCCAAGGGACAGAUUCCCAUGCUGGGACUGGAAUACCUGUACAUGGAUGCCCUGGCUCCACAGUGGCAGCUUGGGAAAUACCUCAUCAACAUGACACAGGGUGCUCUGGGACAAACACUGCAGCAGCUGUAUGAAACCUAUGAAUCCAAGAGGAACACUACUGCAUAUGCAAUAUACAACGAUGAGAUCCCUGAAUCAGACUCCAAAGGAUCAAAAUGUGGACACACCAAAGGAUUUCUGCUCUUGGAUAAAUCACAAGGCUUCUGGGUGAUUCACAGUGUGCCCCUGUUCCCUCCCAGCCCUGAGGAUGGUUAUGGAUAUCCAUCUUCUGGGGAGUCCUUUGGACAGACAGCCAUCUGUAUAACCUUCAAAUAUGAUCAGUUCACAGAAAUAGACCAACAGAUGCUGAGUUAUAAUCCAGGAAUCUACAGCUGUUCCAUCCCUGACAUCUUCCAAGCUGAUCUCCCAAAUCUCCAGAAGCUCUGUGCAAAGUCCAGGCUGCCCUCGGUCCCCUUGCGCCAUCUCUCCAAGCUCCAGUCAGCUCGUGGGGAAACUUUUCUCCACUUUGCAAAGUCACACUUGUUCAUAGAUGAUAUCUAUGUGGCCUGGAUGGCUCAGGAGCUGAAGACUGAUUUGCUGGCCGAAUCCUGGCAGCGUUCUGGCGAAAAGCUUUACUCAAAUUGUUCUCUUGACUACCACGUCUACAACAUAAACAUAAUAGGGCUGCCACUGAACUCCACCUUUCAUUCCAUUAAUGAUCAUUCCAAAUGGGCUGUUUCAAGGAAAUAUGAAGAUCAGUGGGCAUGCAUUGGGGACUUGAACCGUGCAGCUGAGCAAGCUUGGAGAAGUGGUGGGUUCAUCUGUACCCAGAAUGAACAGAUCUACAAAGCCUUCAGGCAUUUGAUAACCCACUAUGAAAGCUGCACUUCUGCUCCCAGAGAGCUAUAACCAACCCUUCCUGCCAACCAGCACAGCCCUUCUUACAUGGAACUGUAGGAGGUGUCUCCCUUGAUCUGUAUUUUCACUCUGAAAACAGCCCUGUGAGUUUGAGAUGUCUGGGCUGUCCCCUUGUUAGCUGUGGGAGCAGCUGGUGUCCUGUGGUGGGGUGUGCUGGGCCCUGCUCUGCUCCCCUGGCUCCUCUCACCAUCCCACUGGGAUGGGAUGGGGGGGAUUCCACCAAAGCACAUCCCUGUGCACACCCUGCACGGGCAUCCCUGGGCACCUCGGGAGUGGGGCUGGAUGUGGGACAGGAGGGACAACAGAAACUCUGUCAUGAUCUGGGCUGUCAGGACUGGGCAGGUAGCAUGGGACAACUACCCCCAAAUACUUCAAAAUUGCUCUGGAUUUCUGGCACUGUUGAAAUAAAUCACAGCAUUUCUGCUCAGCUUGGGCUGAAUCUCUAAAAGAGCUGAGAAAAUUAGAUUCAAACAGGGAGAUGAAUAGAUCUGAGGACAGGAAGGCCUCAUUUUUAUGUGAUUACUUUUUAGAGAAUUAAUGAACUUUAAAUCAUCUUUAAAUUAUCUGUAACCAAUAGCUUGGGAAUAUUUCUAGUGCUUUUAUUAAUGUACAGCAAUUCUAUAAACAAAUAAACAUUUCCAAAAUAUGAACAAGCAAAGUAAAGAGUAAAAAUGGUCUGUUUACAUUCUCCCUCUUCCAUCUGUAUAGCUUUUUGUGGUUGGUUACAAUGUUUUAUAGCUGCCAAAGGAACAAUGGAGACAAUUAAGAAUAAAUAUAAAUAUAAGAAUAAAUUUGAAGAAAGAUGUUAUUUUACCUACAUUUUCACAUUACAACAAAUGUGGCUGUUAAUUUUCAAUAUCUCCAGGCUCAGGCUUAGGACCUGAACUUUGCAUGGUCUUGCUAUUAAGACAAAGCUGAUUUGAAAAAUCCCAAUACGCUCUUGUGUUCAGAUUUCAAAAGUGUAUCUGUGUUUAAUAUGUUCUUAAAUACAUUUAUAUAUUUAUAUAUUUUUUUUUUUCCUGAAUUUCCAGUCUAAAGAUCUGGCUGUCCCACUGAUACUUCUGUUUUGCUGUGUUCAUAGUCCCUACCACUGAUCCCCUAUAGAAGUAGGUAUAAAGAAAUGCCCCACAACCACAAGAGAUUGCCAAAGAUUUCUUUUCCUUUUCACUCUGAACAAUCAGCCAAACAACAAAGUGUACAAAGCCUCAAAAGAAUUUAUUUCAGAAAACAUUCAUGCAUAUUUUUUGAAGAGAUAGAAAUAAUGUAUAUGGCCUGCAUAAUGAAGGGAAUUGUACAGGAAUAGCUUUCAUAAUUAGCCAGUCUGGAUUGAAGGUAGCUCGUAGUUUGAGUCUCAUGGCUCAGUGAAAACAGUUUUGUUGCUUAGAUAUCCUGCAAGAAAUUUUUUAUUUUGUUUUCUCUGCAUAUGACCCAAUAACAUUCAAUAAAUAUUUUGUUUGAUAAUGUUC